Messenger RNA from Nematolebias whitei (Rio pearlfish), 2210 nucleotides. It is a transcript of the gene dele1, whose product is annotated as DAP3 binding cell death enhancer 1. The record is from RefSeq and is a predicted model, not a curated record. The transcript is spliced from 12 exons. NCBI's taxonomy places the organism in Eukaryota, Metazoa, Chordata, Actinopteri, Cyprinodontiformes, Rivulidae. The coding region runs from base 168 to 1682 and encodes 504 amino acids. Gene Ontology annotation, molecular function: protein binding.
GGCUUCUUCCGACAAAACUCGUGACAAAAUUGUAAUUACCGGUAACCUUCGCCAUCAAGUCUUUUGAGGGAACCAACACCAAGAACCGGCUGCUGGUUCGUUUGUGAAUGUUAAGAAGAUGGAUCUUCGGCGGAAGCUGUAGUUAAAUCAACCGCGGAGGACGAACCAUGUGGAGAGUUCAAGGUUUAUUUGGAAGAGUUCUGCAUCGAUUUCAUGGCAGCAACUCUUUACGAUUGCCACCGAACCCCCAUGUGGAGGACGAGGUCAUCAGUAACUCUGCUGCUCUCACCUCGACUCGACACCCCGUUGACAACAGGUCUCAGGAGGAUGAUGGGGAGAGGAGGAACAAGCAGAGGACUUUUCAGUUUGGGUUUACUGAGCUUCCACAUUACACAGCUCUGGAUGCUGUGAGAUGGGGAGCGGUUGCGGUGCUGUUCAUGCAGGUCUGCAGAAGGGUCCAUUCCACGUUAUCCUCGGGUUCUGAGCUGAAUCCCAGUCCUGGAACCCUGACAGCACCCUUAGCUGUGCAGAAGUGUGGAUUUCGGAUCCUGCUGGAAAUAUUAUCGAGGCGUGAUGUCCUGCCCAAAAGAAGAAACGUGUUGUGCCUGCAGACCGUGCCAAAGAGUCAGAACCAGGAUCAGUCUCCAUCUCAAAGCAGCUGCAGCAGCGAGCGUCUAACUUCUGACAGUUUCAUCUCUGACCACCAGGGGGAGCUUUACUACGAAGAAGAAGAAUCCCCUUUUUUCGAGCCCUGUCCUCUGCAGAAUGAUGCCAACCCAAACACCACAGAGAAGAAAGAUAAGGAAGCAUCAGAAGUAAGGUUGGCUGAAGCAGCUCUUCACCUCGGACAUGUUGGAGACAGCAGCGUUCCUGUUAUCCUUAACAUCAUAGGUUUAGAAAGUGCCAAGAGUGAGAAAUAUGAGGAAGCUUUCAGCUGCUUUCUGGCUGCAGCUCAGCAUGGCUACAGUAAGGCACAGUUUAACACAGGUGUGUGCUACGAGAACGGAAGAGGGGUCAGAAAGAACAAAACAAAGGCUCUGUAUUACUACAGGCAGGCAGCAGCAGGUGGCCACAAACAAGCUCAGUAUCGCUCUGCAAAGCUGCUUCUGACCAGCAGGGGGCAGCAGAGUGUGGAGGAGUUGAACACUGCUAUUAACUUACUAGAAGAAGCUUCCAGAGCUGGCCUCACCAAGGCUCAGGUUUGCCUGGCUUCCUUGUACUCUCGAGAUCCAAAACGAUAUGGCUGCAAGUCUGUGGAGUACCUGAGGAUGGCAGCAGAGAGCGGAGAUGACACCGCCCUGUUCUUUUUGGGUCAGUGUUAUGAAAGCGGCUUUGGUGUGCAGCAGAAUUUGAGGACAGCUGUUGAGUUUUACAAAAAAGCAGCACAAGCGGGAAACAAGCGAGCAAAGAGCUUAGUGACACCUCCUGACACGUACAGUAAGGAAGACGCAGUGCUGCGCUCCAUCCGUUCAGCUCCGUGCUUGUCUGUGGCAGAAACUCUCCUCCAGCAGCCACUUUCCUCUCUGGCCACUCACGCCUCAUCAUCCUCUGUCAGUCACCCUGCUACUCCUCUUCUUCCUCACUCCUGGAGCACCGGGAACUUGUCGUUCUCUACACCUCUUCACCUCCAUCCACCCAGCACUGAGAGCGGACCCUGCCAGUGGACUGUAGGGAUCGGAUAAAUCCAGUACGAGCUAAAGUACUUGUACAAGGAACGUAUCUGAAAGAGUCAGUGUUGUUUUACUGAAAGGAGCAGGUCAGUUUGUUUAGUGUGUACAUAAUGUGAAGCCUGGAAAAGUGUCAAUAGCUUUUAUAAAUGUAGGUGCCGACCAGAAAUAUUGUUUUUUUUUUAUGUGUAAGAAAGAGGUUUAGCAAAAAGCCAAAGAGGGAGCUUUCAGUUUUUUUACUUUAAAGGUAGCAUUAUUUUAUUUAUCAGAUCUUUGUUAGGUAGGAAAAAUAAAAUUUGUGCCUUUUAUUGCAUUUCUUGCCGUCAGCACAAGUUAAAAGAACUAAGAACCACCUUUACUGUUUUCUCAUCUACCAGCUGUGAUGCUAUUUCAAAUAUACACAAAUGUUUUCCGAUAAAGUGCCGAUUUCAGAAUCACUACAUGUUUUAUUAUCCAGCCUGUUAGCCAGACAUGCUAAUGUGGUAUAUGAUGCAUUGUGAGGAGGCUGUUACUGUUAAACGUGCAUUUUUAAAAAUGAAUAAA